Molecule: messenger RNA, 1244 nt
Organism: Manihot esculenta (cassava)
Lineage: Eukaryota; Viridiplantae; Streptophyta; Magnoliopsida; Malpighiales; Euphorbiaceae
Product: flavonol 4'-sulfotransferase
Exons: 2
Coding region: 77-1099 (340 amino acids)
Biological process (GO): sulfation
Cellular component (GO): cytoplasm
Molecular function (GO): sulfotransferase activity
Source: RefSeq, a predicted model, not a curated record
GAUUAAUAUCACCAAUUGCCAAAUGCUUGCUAAAACUUUUUUCUCUAUAAAUAGACCAUUACAGUUCUUCAAGUGAAUGGUCCUUGAGGCAAUUUUGUCUACUUCCAUGAACACCAACGAGUCUCCAAUAAACCCUACAAAAUAUAGAGAGAUAAUUUCAACUCUUCCUCGUCAACCAAAUGUCUUUGCACCACCACUCGAUCAAUACAUCCAUAAGUAUCAAGGCUUUUGGUUUCGUACAACUAUGCUAGAAAGCAUAAUGUCAGUGCAUGAACACUUCACACCCCAACCUACUGAUAUUAUCAUUUGCACCAAUCCAAAAUCUGGCACCACUUGGCUUAAAGCCUUGUGUUUUGCUACUUUCACAAGAACACGAUUCAAUGAUUUCUCCUCACAUCCAUUGUUCACGAAGUCCCCACACGAUUUUAUUCCUUGGAUUGAAAUUUCGGCUAACAGAGAAUCUGAACUUCCAGUUUUUGCCACACACAUUCCCUACACUCUUUUGCCCAAGUAUAUUGUAGAGUUGAAGUGUAAAAUCAUUUACCUCUCCAGAGAUCCCAAGGAUUUGUUUAUUUCGUAUUGGCAGUUUAUGUGUAAGUUACGCAAGGAAGCCAUUCCAUUAGAGACAGCAUAUCAGUAUUUUUGCAAAGGAAUAAAUUCUUGUGGACCUUGGUGGGAUCAUAUUUUAGGCUCCUGGAAAGCAAGUCUUGAAUUUCCAGAGAAAAUACUCUUUAUGAAAUAUGAAGAUAUGAUGAAUGAUCCUUUCUCCUAUGUCAAAAGAAUUGCUGAAUUCAUGAGUUGCCCUUUUUCUGCAGAAGAAGAGAGACAAGGGUUAGUGCAAAAAAUCGUCAACUUGUGCAGCUUUGAGACUCUAAGCAAUUUGGAAGUGAACAGAAAUAGCUUAGAGAACUCUGCAACAGGAGCUCUCAAAAUUGAAAACAAUUCAUUCUUUAGGAAAGGUAAAGUUGGUGAUUGGAAGAACUAUUUGACAGCUGAAAUGGGAGCUCACCUUGACCAAAUAACUGAGCAAAAGUUCAGUGGUUCUGGAUUAUCUUUUCGAGCCCAAGAUUUGCAGUGUCUCAGUGAAGGCAAAUCUUAAUGAAGGCAAGUACUUGUCUUAGUUUGCAUAAAGAUUUGAAUAAUGUUAGAAUGAUCAACCUAAGCAUAUGUUGUAGUGAUCUUAAUGAAAGCUUAUCUUAGUUUAUUGAUAAUUGAUAUUCUGAAAUUUAAAAAAAUAAUAUUUA